GCAAGCAAGGUAAGUGAAGAUACCUUGCUUUUUAGUUCCUACUUUUUGCUACUCAAGUUGCUAGUUGCUACUAUAGAGCGAUAAAAUUUUGAUUAAGAUUAAGCAAGUUAAAAGUGUAUACGAAUUCUAUAUGAUUGUGCCGGAUCUCUGGAUUUCUGCAACUUCUGACAACGCACUCACGGUCCAGGUGUACGGCAUGGUUUCUUGAUUCAGAUUAAUGAUCACUUUGAUCAGUGAUCACUUGAGAACCACGAUGUUGACGCAGUGGUUGAACGAAGCCAAGUUGGAUCUGUUUGGUUCUGCGAUGGUGCGGAAUGCAACAACAGAGCUUAAUGCUGUAUUAUGUUAUCAGGUUGAUUCGUCGGAUCUCUUCAUUUGGCUAAUUGAUAGCAACCACAUUUCCCACGUCCGUUUCUCAGAACAGAGUCUGAAGGAAGAAUGCAGAAAUUUGAAGGUUACUCCCGUGGAACUCCUCAAAGCGCUUCGGGAAAGUGUUUCGUCCAAAUCAGCCACUUUCACCAAAUCCCCCACCAGUGUGGUUGUAUCUUUCUCCAGUAGCCAAACGGGUAGGAUUCCGCUGGAGUUAUCGCCCAAAGAACCGAAAGCCGAUUUGGUGCGGGAUUUGUUGCUUGCGUUCGGGCGGUCAUAUUCCGAUGUCAAACAGGAACUGGAUUCUGCCAAGAGCACAAUGGAGGAAUCAGCUGCACGGGUGUUUACCCAGUCCGCGAUGUUGGAUACUGAACACCGCGCUCCCAAGAAGAAAGCAAAGACCGAGCCGGGAAUGAGUGUGGUGAACCCGCGGUCUAGAAUUGUCAAACCUGCCCGUGGUGUUGUUUAUAGUGAUGAGGAGGAGGAAGAUUAAUGGUUCGCUAGGGGCAAGCGGAUGGUAUAGCCUGGUUUUUUACCUUUUGGGAAGUUUACAAUUUUGCAUCUACGGCGCUUUUUCGUCCAGCAUGCACUACCAGGCGAUUGACCUUAAAAUUCGCACAUUUUGCACCAUACAGCACUUAUACUCUA
Messenger RNA from Paramacrobiotus metropolitanus, 1017 nucleotides. RefSeq lists its product as uncharacterized. NCBI's taxonomy places the organism in Eukaryota, Metazoa, Tardigrada, Eutardigrada, Parachela, Macrobiotidae. The transcript has 2 exons. The record is from RefSeq and is a predicted model, not a curated record. Bases 218 to 862 code for a protein of 214 amino acids.